This is a messenger RNA of Fomitopsis serialis, 1608 nucleotides long. RefSeq names its product general substrate transporter. Bases 1 to 1608 code for a protein of 535 amino acids. Gene Ontology annotation, molecular function: carbohydrate:proton symporter activity. Gene Ontology annotation, biological process: transmembrane transport; carbohydrate transport. The transcript is spliced from 6 exons. Gene Ontology annotation, cellular component: membrane. NCBI's taxonomy places the organism in Eukaryota, Fungi, Basidiomycota, Agaricomycetes, Polyporales, Fomitopsidaceae. The record is from RefSeq and is a predicted model, not a curated record.
AUGGCAGUUCUCUUCUACGUACAAGGCCUGCCCGUCGGGUACAUGGCCAUUGCCCUGGCCGUCAUAGCUUCUAUGGGCGGCUUCAUCUUCGGCUAUGACACUGGUCAAAUCUCCGACAUCCUCAUCAUGCCGAACUUCCUCCUCCGUUUCGGCACAUGUACCACACCAGGAGACUCGAGUACAUGCACGUUCAGCGACGUACGCGAGGGCCUCAUCGUCGGCCUCCUCAGUAUCGGCACGCUCUUUGGUGCUUUGAUCGGCGCACCGACGGCUGACUUCCUCGGUCGUCGGUACGCGAUGUGCGUAGAGUGUCUCGUGUUCUCCGUCGGUGUCAUCAUCCAAAUCUCCUCCGAGUCCGUCUGGCAGCAAUUCGCCGUCGGGCGUCUCGUCUCUGGUCUCGGUAUCGGCGCGCUCUCCGCGGCCGUCCCCAUGUACCAGGCAGAGACCGCCCCGAGCCAGAUCCGUGGUACGCUCACCGCGACAUAUCAGCUCUUCAUCACCUUCGGUAUCCUCGUCGCAUACUGCAUAUCCAUUGGUGCACGCGACAUCAGCGGCCCCGGCUCAUGGCGGACCGUCGUUGGCAUCUCCUUCGUCUGGCCUGCUAUUCUCGGCUUCGGUAUCCUCUUCAUGCCCGAGUCGCCCCGUUGGCUCACUGCGCAUGGCCGCUACGACGAAGCGCGCCUGUCGCUCGCAGCGGGCCGUGGUGUCCCCCGCCACGAGGUCGAGGACCACUUCAUCAUCAACCGCGAGAUCGAGGAGAUGCGCGAGGCGGUGGAGUACGAAAAGUCGGUGAAGGCGGGGUGGGUGGACUGCUUCACGUUCGAACGCAAGCAGCUGUACAGGACAUUGCUCGUCGCGACGCUGCAGAUGUUCCAGCAGCUGACGGGCGCGAACUACUUCUUCUACUAUGGCGCGUCGAUAUUCAUGUCCGUCGGCAUCAGUGAUUCCUACGUCACGCAGAUCAUCCUUGGUGCGGUCAACUUCGGGUGCACAUUCGGCGGUCUCUACGUUAUGGAGACCUUCGGGCGCCGGCUGCCGCUCAUCGUCGGCGGUGUCUGGCAGGCUGUCUGGCUCUUCAUCUUCGCCGCGGCGGGGACCGCCAAGGACCCGUCGACGAGCAAGCCCAUCGGCACGCUGAUGAUCGUGUCCGCGUGCCUGUUCAUCCUCGGAUACGCGAUGACGUGGGCGCCGGGCGUGUGGAUCCUCGUCGGCGAGACGUUCCCGACGCGCACGCGCGCGAAGCAGGCCGCGCUCGCGACGGCGAGCAACUGGCUGUGGAACUUCCUGCUCGCGUUCUUCACGCCGUUCAUCGUGAAGGCGAUCGCGUUCCGGUACGGGUUCGUGUUCGCGGCGUGCAACCUCACCGGCGCGGUCAUCGUGUACUUCUUCCUGUACGAGUCGUCCGACCUCUCGCUCGAGAGCGUCGACAUGAUGUACAGCGACCCGUACUGCAAGCCGUGGACCUCGGGCACGUGGGCGCCGCCGGGCUUCAGCUCGCGCGCGGACCUCAUCGAGCAGACGCGGGCGGCGGAGUCACACAAGCCCCUCGCGACGGGCGUCGAGGAGGCGCGCAUCGAGAAGACGGACCAGCCGGCGCAGAAGGUGUAG